Messenger RNA from Mus pahari (shrew mouse), 3289 nucleotides. It is a transcript of the gene Slc1a3, whose product is annotated as solute carrier family 1 member 3. The record is from RefSeq and is a predicted model, not a curated record. NCBI's taxonomy places the organism in Eukaryota, Metazoa, Chordata, Mammalia, Rodentia, Muridae. The transcript is spliced from 10 exons. The coding region runs from base 261 to 1892 and encodes 543 amino acids. Gene Ontology annotation, molecular function: L-glutamate transmembrane transporter activity; glutamate:sodium symporter activity; neutral L-amino acid transmembrane transporter activity. Gene Ontology annotation, cellular component: plasma membrane. Gene Ontology annotation, biological process: L-aspartate import across plasma membrane; D-aspartate import across plasma membrane; L-glutamate import across plasma membrane.
UUCUUAAGUUGCCUGAUAGUAAGUGGCGGUUUCAGAGCACAUGCAUGUUGUCAGGGCCAGCCUGCCCCGCCGCUCGCUGAGCUGGUUACUCCGAGCUACCUGCUGGGGAAUUCACCUCCACGUAGCCCGGGGUGUCUUCCACCCGUCCCAGAGUCAGAAAAGUUGUCCUCUCUAACACCAAAGAGGAGAUUUCCCUUUCUGGGGACAAGUGCAAGACACAGACGCGCAAGGACGUGAUAAAAUUCCUAGAAAGAUAAAAUAUGACCAAAAGCAACGGAGAAGAGCCCAGGAUGGGGGGCAGGAUGGAGAGAUUCCAGCAAGGGGUACGCAAGCGGACGCUUCUGGCCAAGAAGAAAGUUCAGAACCUCACAAAGGACGAUGUGAAGAGUUACCUGUUUCGGAAUGCCUUUGUCCUGCUCACGGUCACCGCUGUCAUUGUGGGUACAAUCCUUGGAUUUGCCCUCCGACCAUAUAAAAUGAGCUACCGGGAGGUCAAGUACUUCUCGUUUCCUGGGGAGCUUCUGAUGAGGAUGCUACAGAUGCUGGUCUUACCCCUGAUCAUCUCCAGUCUCGUCACAGGAAUGGCGGCCCUAGAUAGUAAGGCAUCCGGGAAGAUGGGGAUGCGAGCUGUAGUCUAUUACAUGACUACCACCAUCAUUGCUGUGGUGAUUGGCAUAAUCAUUGUCAUCAUCAUCCACCCCGGAAAGGGCACGAAGGAGAACAUGUACAGAGAAGGUAAAAUCGUGCAGGUGACUGCUGCAGAUGCGUUCCUGGAUUUGAUCAGGAACAUGUUCCCUCCCAAUCUGGUAGAAGCCUGCUUUAAACAGUUUAAAACCAGCUACGAGAAGAGGAGCUUUAAAGUGCCCAUCCAGUCCAACGAAACACUUCUGGGCGCCGUGAUCAACAACGUGUCAGAGGCCAUGGAGACUCUGACCCGGAUCCGGGAGGAGAUGGUGCCCGUCCCUGGAUCUGUGAAUGGGGUCAAUGCCCUGGGCCUAGUUGUCUUCUCCAUGUGCUUCGGUUUUGUGAUUGGAAACAUGAAGGAGCAGGGGCAAGCGCUGAGAGACUUCUUUGAUUCUCUUAACGAAGCCAUCAUGAGAUUGGUCGCGGUGAUAAUGUGGUAUGCGCCUCUGGGCAUCCUCUUCUUGAUCGCAGGGAAGAUUGUUGAGAUGGAAGACAUGGGUGUGAUUGGGGGACAGCUUGCCAUGUACACGGUGACAGUCAUUGUUGGUCUCCUCAUUCACGCUGUCAUCGUCCUGCCUCUCCUCUACUUCCUGGUAACCCGGAAGAACCCCUGGGUUUUCAUUGGAGGGUUGCUGCAAGCUCUCAUCACAGCCCUUGGGACCUCCUCAAGUUCUGCCACCCUACCCAUCACUUUCAAGUGCCUGGAAGAGAACAACGGUGUGGACAAACGCAUCACCAGAUUUGUGCUCCCCGUGGGGGCCACCAUUAACAUGGAUGGGACCGCCCUCUACGAGGCUUUGGCCGCCAUUUUCAUCGCUCAAGUGAACAACUUUGACCUGAACUUUGGACAGAUUAUAACAAUAAGCAUCACAGCCACGGCCGCAAGCAUCGGGGCAGCCGGGAUUCCUCAGGCCGGUCUGGUCACCAUGGUCAUCGUGCUGACAUCUGUGGGCCUGCCCACGGAUGACAUCACACUCAUCAUUGCAGUGGACUGGUUUCUGGACCGCCUCCGUACCACCACCAACGUGCUGGGUGACUCCCUUGGAGCGGGGAUUGUUGAGCACUUGUCCCGACAUGAACUGAAGAACCGAGAUGUUGAAAUGGGGAACUCGGUGAUUGAGGAGAACGAAAUGAAAAAGCCUUAUCAGCUGAUUGCCCAGGACAAUGAACCGGAGAAACCCGUGGCAGACAGCGAAACCAAGAUGUAGACUGACAGAGAAGUGCUUUCUUAAGCACCAAGUGCUGGAAACUGUUCUACAAUGUAUCCAUCUCCCUGGGCUUACUUUCCCAGUGAGCUCCUCUUUCCUCCCUACUCUGAUAGGAUUGGAAAAUGUUCAAAACAAAGGAGGGCUCUGCAGCAGCCCAAACCUAUCGGUUUUAGCCCACAUUUGAAAAUUUUAAAUCAUUUCAUAUUAUUCUUACCAAGUAAGUUACUACAAUCAAACUCAGUUUUGAUAUUACAAAUUUAGGUGGCAAACUAUCCCGUGCGAUUGUUUUGUAAGUAAAAGAAUUAAGCAAAUGAUAGGCUACCAAAAAAAAAAGUUUUAAAGUCAACUUUCAAGAUGUAAAAAUCCUUCAGAAUGCAACUGAGUUUUAGUCUUAAAACAUUACAACUUGAUGAGCAAUUAUCAGUUACCCACUGAGUAGCUGAGCGGUUUCCCCUUUCUUCUGGCUCCUGUCCUGACUUUAUCAGCAUCAGGGCAAUCCCCACAUGCACACGGCACAGCUGUGAGGAGGAGCAGAAAGUGAGGCUCCCAAAUGGUCUUGAGUGAGCCUUGUCUCAUCCCUUGGCCUCGGUGUUCUCAUCCAGAAAAUGAGUGACUCCUAGAUAGGUUUCUCUAGCCCAGACUUCUGCAACAUCAGGAAGGACCCUGCCCCUCUAUAACAUGAGGAUCUUAGACAGGACACUUAAUGGCGAUGGACAUUUCUCUCUAUCCUGGGUCCAAAAUGUUGGUUCUGUAAGUAGACAGAUGGAAGGCCAUCCCAGGAGACCCAUUGUUCUGUUUUGUUUUCCAGUACUAGAAGUACUCCUUUCUGGGGUACAGUUCCCAAAUCCAAGGGAAGAUAGCCUCUUCAACUGGCAAUUAGUUGUUUAGGAAAUAAAGAGAAGACUAGCAAGUGUGCUUGUGGUCUUAACUGUGGAACACUAAAGAGUGGAGAAAGAAUAGAGUAUGGCCAACAUUACAAAAGGGAGGAUUCUUUGAUCAGGAAAAGUUGGUUUUCUUUAAAGACUAAAAUGGAGAGCUACAUCUCUACCCUUUUUCUGUUAGCCUAAACACUUCAUCUUCAGUUCCUAAUCAGUCCCCAAAGAAACAAUGUUAGAACACCGCUUCUUCCUUAUCUCACAGUCCAACCAACAACAUCUCUGGGACAGAUUCAUAAGCCGGGUGGGUUGAUGGUCUCUUUUCUGAAAAAGAAAAAAAAAAUUUUUUUGUUGUUUUUUAUUUGUUUGUUUUGUUUUUACUAUUUUAACCAGGCAUUCUUAGGAUGACAAAACAACAUACUUUUUUGGUAUAGAGAUGUCUCUUGAUAAACCAUUCAAAACUCUCAUCUAGAGUGGAGUGUGCUUGUUUAUGUCCCUACCAAAAAAAAAAAAAAAAAAAAA